AAGCUGUUGCAAGGAGAAACUCAAUACAAAAACAACCAGUACAACAUGUUUUUAGGGCUCAUUUUCUGCCUCUCUCUGAAUUUGUUCUUUGCACAAACACAUCAACAGGAAUCAUCAUCUAGUGGCAUAAACCUUGAGAUGUCAAAACUUAUGGCCAGAAUGAAAUACAUUGCUCGAAGCUGCAAAGAAAUUCGUGACAAGUUUCAUGUUUCUGAGGAUGGCCUGUACUAUCUGAUCUCUUCAAGAGGAGUCCUUUACCAGACGUUCUGUGACAUGACCACUGCAGGCGGCGGCUGGACGCUGGUGGCCAGUGUUCAUGAAAACAACAUGUAUGGAAAGUGUACAGUUGGUGACCGCUGGUCUAGUGAACAGGGCAGCAAUGAAAACCGGCCUGAAGGUGAAGGCACAUGGGCAAACAAAGUCACAUUUGGAGCCGCAGAGGCCGCUACAAGUGACGAUUACAAGAAUCCUGGAUACUAUGACAUUGCAGCCCAGGAUGUUUCUGUGUGGCAUGUUCCUAAUAAUAUGGAGUUGGAACACUGGAGCCCUGGCUCCAUCCUCAGAUACCACACUGAAAAUCACUUUCUAUCCCUACAUGGAGGAAACCUAUUCAAAUUAUUUAAGAAAUUCCCUGUGAGGUUUGGAAUCGGCUCCUGUAACAUUGAUAAUGGACCUGCUGUCCCAAUCGUGUAUGAUACUGGAAAUGAUGAAUCUACCAAAAAACUGUAUGGUCCUAAUUCAAGAGAAAUAUUUGAGCCUGGAUUCAUCACAUUCAGAGUCUUCAAUACUGAGAAGGCAGCCAUGGCUUUUUGUUCCGGUGUUAAACCAAUUGGUUGUCACACUGAACAUUUCUGUAUUGGUGGAGGUGGACAUUUUCCUGAAUCUCCUAUACAGUGUGGUGACUUUACAAGUUUUGACUGGAAUGGCUAUGGCACUAAUACAGAAUGGAGUGCUUCCAGAGAGAUAACUGAAGCAGCGGUGCUUCUCUUUUAUCGCUGACAGAUCAAACCUUUCUUUCCUUUGUUUGUAAUUCACAGUUUUCCAUUUAGCAAGUGGAGAGUUUAGACGCAAAAGCCGCUAAACGCCAUUUCCAAAAAUGAGCUAAUGACAUUGAGUGAAUGCUUUAGGCAUGUAGUACAUGUUCAACACAUAGUUUUGUUUGAAACCAUCUAAAUCCCCGCUAAACGCCACUUGCCUUGAGAGACACACCGCGUAACCAACCACUUCACUUACCGAUCGUCCCAUACCCCACGACACUCCAUCCCCAUACUAUAGCAACAUUAAACAGCAACUCCAUUUCACGUAAGACGAAGUUAAGAGGCCAUUCUUUUAUCCUGCAUGGCUGCUAUGAGGAUAAACAAGAGACGAAAAAGAGAUCUUGAGUAUAGUGAGGAUGAAAAAAUGACAGCUCCUGAAAGACAUCCUCUUUUUUUUGCACACUAGGCCUACCUUGUGUUUUAUUUGCUAAUGCAAGCAAGAUAAAUAUAAUGUAUAAACCUAUGCAUUAUUUACAUAACUUCAAUAAAUUACUUUUUAUAUUAAUGGACAAUGCGCAGAUAUUGAUGUUUCACAAUGUUUUUACACUACAUUAUUUGAAUCUAACAAGCUUGUUACACUGCUCUACUUACAUUAAAUCUAAAUCUCAAAUCUCAGAAAUGACAACAGAUUGUUAAGAUUUAAUUAAUGUCAAUUUUAAUGUUAUUGAUUAAUGCAUUUGACAGAUUUCAUUCAUUCAUUUUCCUUCUGCUUUUUCCCUGGUUUAUCAGGGGUUACCACAGCGGAAUGAACUGCCGCUUGCUUAAAAGAUGUAUUUUUAAUUUCAGGUGGUUUGUGUAAUGUGUUUUAUGUUUGGUAAAUUAAUCUCUAAUUGCAUCUUUAGUGAUUUUCAACUAAUUACACUGUCUUGUCCUGAUAGGUGGAUUUAGAGGUUUUUGCAAAAAAAGCACAAGUGGAUUUAGCUGGUUUUGAUGCAAAAGAAAAUUAACCUUGUUAAAAACCAAAGAAUUGUCCAAAGUGACAUUUUUGAAAAAAAAAAGUUAUUUUAUUUACUACCUAAUAACCUUUUCGUUAAAUAUAAAAUGAAACUUCUAAACCUAAUCAGAGAAAAUGAUAGAAAAUGCUGAUAGAAAAUGCUCAUUUACAAGAAAUGAGGUCUAAUGGAUUUAGAGGGUUUUGCAUCUGAACUCUUCAAGUGUCUUUUUCUAGUUUUAAACUCAUAUUCAGUACAUUAUAAUUUUAAACACUACACAUGAUUCUCCUUAUAACUGUCCUUAAUGGAAAUAUAUAUAACACCAAAAUAAAAUCUAAAUUGCCUGUUUUAAUUCACAAACAUUCAUUCAUUAGUUUUCCCUCGGCUUACUACCUUAUUUAUCUGUCUAUCAUAAAUCUAAUCAUCCGUCCGUCCGU
This is a messenger RNA of Danio aesculapii, 2406 nucleotides long. Its product is annotated as intelectin-like. The transcript is spliced from 8 exons. Lineage: Eukaryota; Metazoa; Chordata; Actinopteri; Cypriniformes; Danionidae. Gene Ontology annotation, molecular function: oligosaccharide binding. The record is from RefSeq and is a predicted model, not a curated record. Bases 46 to 999 code for a protein of 317 amino acids.